AUGGGUAAUGGGAUUGAGAGUUACCUCUCCGGCUGGGUUCACAGAGCAUAUUUUGUGCUUCUGCCUACAUCUCUGCAGCCCCAGCCCAUCUGUCUGUCCCAGAUCUGGUACAGAGGUCUUCAUGCUGUGGGCGCUGGGACCUGCUUGGCAACUGACUCCCUGGGAGCGUUUGGUUUUAAGCGAGCAGCAACUGUCCCUGGAGGGACAGCCACUGAUUCACAGAGGACACAGGAGCCACGGAUCAGCUGGGUGUUCCUGGUGAAGAAGGGUUACCAAGACACUGACACCUCCCUGCAGAGCAGCAUUGUCACCAAAGUCAAGGGUGUGACCUUCACCAACACAUCGGAGCUUGGGGAGCGGCUCUGGGAUGUUGCUGACUAUGUCAUCCCACCCCAGGGAGAGAACGUCUUCUUCGUAGUCACCAACUUGAUCGUGACCGCCAACCAGCGGCAGGAAACCUGUGCUGAGAGCGAAAGCAUUCCGGAUGCCUGGUGCUACGCAGACAGUGACUGUCCCCCUGGGGAGCCUGUUGUGGCUGGAAAUGGAGUGAAGACUGGCCGUUGCGUGCGGGUGGGCAGCAUGCAGAGGGGCACCUGUGAGGUGUUCGCCUGGUGCCCCGUGGAGACAAAGCCCAGACCAGUGAAGCCACUGCUGGGCAAGGCUGAAGACUUCACCGUUUACAUAAAGAACUUCAUUCGUUUCCCCAAAUUCAACUUCUCCAAGACCAAUGUGCUGGACACCAAUGACAGAGCUUUCCUGAAGUCCUGUCAGUUUGGCCCCAAGAACCCCUACUGCCCCAUCUUCCGACUGGGGUCUGUGGUCAGCUGGACCGGGAGCAACUUCCAGGAGAUAGCUGUGCAGGGUGGUGUGAUAGGAAUUCAGAUUGAAUGGGAUUGUGAUCUUGAUAAAGCUCCUUCUGAAUGCAACCCUCACUAUUCUUUUAGCCGUCUGGACAACACAUUUUCAGAAAACUCAAUCUCCUCUGGGUACAACUUCAGGUUUGCCAAGUAUUACCGAGACGCUGCUGGGGUGGAGUUCCGCACCCUGAUGAAAGCCUAUGGGAUCCGCUUUGAUGUGAUGGUGAACGGCAAGGCAGGGAAGUUCAGCCUCAUCCCCACAGUCGUCAACAUUGGCUCUGGGGUGGCGCUCAUGGGUGCUGGGGCUUUCUUCUGUGACCUGGUACUUAUCUACUUCAUCAAGAAGAGCCACUUUUACCGAGACAAGAAGUAUGAGGAAGUGAGGUCUGGCCACCUGGGGAACGGAGAGGUGAAUGUGGAUCAGCUACAGAACCUGCAGACGGUGGACGCAUAGCCAGAGGUGUCGGCUGAGAGCAGAUCUGGUGAAGAUGGUGGGGCUGAACCACCCGCAGCCCUGAACUGAGCAGUGUCGUGUGUUUGCCUGGGAUCCUGCUGCGGGCUUUGUGCUGGGUGUGCUGUGUGCGUGGCUGUGGCGGGGCCAGGGGGCCCUCCUAGUGGCCGGCGUGGCUCCGAGCUGCAAGAGGAGGCCUUGGGGAGCCAAGUGGGGGAAGGCCGCGGGCCUGGGUGGUACUAGAGUGUUUUCAUUUUUCUGAGAACCUGGUUCGUUCAUUCAUUCAUUCGUUCAUUCACACGAUACACGUUAUUUGCUGUGGGCUGUGCCCCAUCCAAGAGAUGCUUAAAUGAGACGCUGACCUGGCCCUCGGGGAGAUGUAAUUCCCUCCAGAGCUGGCAGAAAUCACAGCCAGCCUCAGCCGGCCUGGCCUUCCUCCACCUCUAGCUCAGACUUCCACAAUCCCUGUUGAGACCCCUGGGUCUUCAGAGAAAGACUUUGGCCAACAUCCACAGGGACAUCUGGCCUUGCCCUCAGGAAUAAAAAAGGUGGCCCAGGAGGCCACGAGGAAAGGACUGGACGUGUGAGGGGGCAGCUGGCCCUUGCGGGGAGAUGCAGCCUCGAGGGCUCCCAGCUAAGGUGGGGAAGGGGAGGCAGGGAGACCUCUGCUCCAGUCUGCCAGCCCAGUCUCAGGAGGCCUCGGGCAUAGCGUCUCACCCAAACGGGAGAUCGUGUGCCUCUGUCUGUCUCUCCCAGUCCUGUGCAGCUGGGUGACCCUGCCUGGCCCCCCUCCCUUUCUCCUCAAAGGCUGGGUCUGAAGGGCUGGUGACUACACUAGGUGGCGCUCACGUGGCAGGUGGAAGCAGUCGUUACUAGGGAGGCCCUCGCCCCUCAUCCCUCACCCCAGCCUCUCCUUCUUCGCCCCACUCUAUCCCGCCCCAACCCUGCAGAACGGUGCUGCUUCCCCCCUACUGGCUGUAGAGACUCUCUUCAAGUGUGGCCCAGCGGCCUCCCCGGGAGCGUGUUGGAAAUGGCAGUCGAGGGCCCCUCCCUUGUCCUACAUCAGAACCUGUGUUUCAAGAAGAUUCCUAGGUGAUCCGUGUGAACAUUGCUGCUUGAGAGCACGGGUUAAGGAGAUCUGCCAAGCCUGGUUCCCAGGGAGGAGAAGGCCUGCUAUGACAGGUGAUGCCAAUGUCUAGGUCAGACUUACACAUAGUGUACUUUGAGAGCAAGAGGAUUCCCCACCCCCACCCCCAGGAAAGUGGCAAGCUCGGUGUAUUUAAAUUAAAAUAUUUUGACUAGAUAAUACUUCUAUGAUUCAAAAACUAAAAGGCACAAAAGAUGACAGUGAAGAGCUCCCCUCCCACCCCUGUUCCCCAAGGCAGCCUGUGUUACCCAUUUCGAGAGGCUCUCCUGUUUCGCUGAGCAUCUACUUGGUUACUUGUGCCCUCACUCAGGAAAUGAACUCUUCCUGAUGCCUGCAACAUCAGGCCAAGUGUCCUCUGUCAGAAAGGGACACGAUGGAGGACACUUAAGUACUGGGCUGGGGAGUCGGCUAGCUCACUUCUCCCUCUCCCAGCGUCUGAGGAGUCCCUGUGUAAAGCCAAGAGGAGAGACCUAGAACUCAUCACGCACUGCUGUCUGAUUGCUCAGUAGCAAAGGCCCGGGUGCUGCCUCUGGCCCAGCAAGCCCGGUGCUUUGUCCGCACACCUACCCGGACGCUAGGGAGCAUCCUCUUUGGAAGUGCGCUCUCUGGGCCUCCGCCAAGUCAGAAGGGUUUGGUUCUCUGCACACACAGGAGGCGGGAAGCAUCCUUCCACUGGAGCCUUUAGAGAGGGUCAGAGGGACUUGCAAGAAGGCUGUGCCCCUGGGGCCAAGAAGCAUGGUCCCCCAAACAGGAAGCUUGCUCCUUGUCGAGUAACCUGUCAACAAGCCCACUUGCUCUCUGAAUGGAAAGUGAAAAAUCCGGGUGAUCCACUAUGGUGUUCACUUCCUCACUAAGGCAAACCCUAGGGUUUGAUAAUCUAGCGUGGUACUUUCAUGUUCGGGAGGAAGUAAAAAGGGCAGGCGCCUUGGCUGCUUAGGAGUCAGUCUGGUUUGUGUGAACCCGUUUUUGGAAUUGCUUGGCAGCGGCCACGUAAAUUGGGGAAAGUUAUACUAUUGGUCUUACCCUGGGAUCAGAAUGGCUCCCUACAGUACUCAAUCGGUAAAUAUUUAUCGGGUACGUAUUGUCCGGUGCUGGACUAGAUAUGGGGACACAGUUGUGAGAAACACAGAAACUGUCCCUGUCCAAGUGCGUGCAGUCUCUGGAGGAGGUGAACCUUAGUGGUCACGCCUGUGACCACAAACUGCAUUUUCAGUAAGGGGUAGCCAGAGGUUUCCCCAAGGAAGUGACAUGUAAGCUCAAACCUGAAAGCGGUCUAACUAGGCCAUGGGGAAGCAUUCCAGGUAAGGGAAGCACACGUGUAAAAUGAACACCUUGACAUGAGAAGGAGUAACUGAGGAACUGGAUGGAGACAGUGUGACUGAAUCUGAUUUUAUGAGGCUUUCCUUCCAUCCACUGACUUUAAUUUUAAGGGUUGCCAUUCAGCUUCAGUGUCACAGAGGACUCAGCUUCCAGUCCAGCCAAGCUUUCCAGGUGGCUUCCCCUACACAUCCUGGGUCCCGGGCUCAGAAAAGCCAGUGACCCCAGUCCAGCUUCUGGAUAGUGUUGCACACUGCCAGUUUCCUUGCUGUUGCACAGCCCCCCUCUUUUUUGUGUGUGUGUGCAUAAUCUUGGUGCAUGAGUGGGAGGCUCCUGAAUCUUACAGAAACUGGCUUUGAAAUGGGAAGUGAAGUGGGAACCCGAGCCCCACUUGGGAAGGCUCCUUCCCUUCAGGGCACCAGUUGCCUCCUCAGGAAGAUGAGCAUAUCAGCCUCUCCAGAGCUCCUUUCCAUGCUGACAUUACAGGAUCACCUGAACCAUCUAUGCCUACCCUCAGGCCCUGCCUAAAGCCAUCCACGUGGUAUUUUCCUCAUGAUUAAGUCCAUGCCUUGGGAGUGCCAUGAUGCUGGCCAAUGGGAUCUGUAAACUGGGUGCUACUAUCCAGGGGACCAGCCAUGAGAGAGCGAAGUGUCCUCACCAGGGCUGACCAGUCAUGGCUGCCUUCUUGCCCCCACCACCUCAUCAGUUCUUCUCAGUGCUGUAAAGGGGGAACAGGACUUCCUUCAGGUAUCUGAGCACCCCAGCUAAGGACUACAGUGCUCUGCAGAGUCCCUAAAUCACCCCACUUGGAAUGGCAUCUUGCAUGUCUGAAAAAGGGCUCCACUUGAUUACAAUCCACCCGCCUAAGUGAUGCAACUUUCCUCAGAGCAUACUCUCCAGUGGACCCUAGAGUACUGUCUCUUCAAAAGGCACACCUUUCUCCUGGCUGUUUGUUUUCCCUUAGGCCAGUGCACAGAAUUAAAGGAGGAAAGAUGGCAGCCCUUGUCUGGGACCUGCCCUAUAAACGUAAUCUGAUAUUUUUAUUUGGUUAUAAAACAAUAAAAGGUUUUAACUUUAAA
Leptonychotes weddellii (Weddell seal) is the source of this 4851-nucleotide messenger RNA. NCBI's taxonomy places the organism in Eukaryota, Metazoa, Chordata, Mammalia, Carnivora, Phocidae. The record is from RefSeq and is a predicted model, not a curated record.